AUGGAGCUGCUGACUGGGUAUGGCCUGGCGUCUGUGGCCAUAUUCACAGUCCUCUUUAUAUUACUGGUGGAUCUGAUGCACCGCCGCCAGCGCUGGACUUCUGGCUACCCACCAGGCCCUGUGCCCUUGCCUGUGCUGGGCAACCUGCUGCAGGUGGACCUCAACAACAUUCCAAACAGCAUCUACAAGCUUCAACAACGCUAUGGUGACGUGUUCCGCCUGCAGAUGGCCUGGAAGCCCGUGGUUGUGAUCAAUGGACUGAAGGCGGUUCGGGAAGUGCUGGUGAACUGUGGAGAGUUCACUGCAGACCGCCCCCCAAUACCCAUCUUUGAACACUUGAGCGCUGGUCCAAAAGCUAAAGGAGUGAUCCUUGCACCUUACGGACCCGAGUGGCGAGAGCAGCGAAAAUUCUCUGUGUCCACCAUGCGCAACUUUGGCCUGGGCAAGAAAUCCCUGGAGCAGUGGGUGACAGAAGAGGCUGGCCACCUCUGUGAUGCCUUGGCCGACCAGGCUGGGCGGCCCUUCAAUCCCAACACCAUGCUGGACAAAGCUACGUGCAAUGUGAUCUCGUCUCUCAUUUUUGCUCGUCGCUUUGCAUAUGAAGACCCUUACAUUAUCAGGUUGCUGAAACUACUGGAAGAAGGUUUGAUGAACAUCUCUGGCUUCCUUCCUGAGGUUCUUAACAUGUUCCCAAUCCUCCUGCGCAUCCCAGGACUGGCUGACAAGGUCUUCCAGGGACAGAAGAACUUGGCAGCAAUGCUGAAUGACCUGUUGACUGAGCACAGGAAGACCCAGGACCCUGAACAGCCACCCCGAGACCUGACUGAUGCCUUCCUGGCAGAGGUGGAGAAGGCCAAGGGGAAUCCUGAGAGCAGCUUCAAUGAUGAGAACCUACACGCAGUGGUGGCUGACCUGUUCGCUGCAGGGAUAGUGUCCACCUCAACCACACUAUCCUGGGCCCUGCUGCUCAUGAUCCUGUAUCCAGAUGUGCAGAGCCGCGUGCAACAGGAGAUCGAUGAAGUCAUAGGACAGGCCAGAAGGCCAGAGAUGGCAGACCAGGCCCGCAUGCCCUACACCAAUGCUGUCAUUCACGAGGUGCAGCGCUUUGGGGACAUCUCCCCGUUGAAUUUGCCAUGCAUCACAUCUCGUGACAUUGAAGUCCAAGGCUUCCUCAUCCCCAAGGGAACGACCCUCAUCCCCAACCUGUCCUCCGUGCUGAAGGAUGAGACUGUCUGGGAGAAGCCCCUCCAGUUCCACCCUGAACACUUCCUGGAUGCCCAGGGACGCUUUGUAAAGCAUGAGGCCUUCAUGCCAUUCUCUGCAGGCCGCAGAGCAUGUCUGGGGGAGCCUCUGGCCCGCAUGGAGCUCUUCCUCUUCUUCACCUGCCUCCUGCAGCGCUUUAGCUUCUCGGUGCCUGUUGGACAGCCCCGGCCCAGUGACCAGAGAGUUGUUGGUGUUGUGACAACUCCCUCCCACUAUGAGCUCUGUGCAGUCUCUCGCUAG
Peromyscus eremicus (cactus mouse) is the source of this 1503-nucleotide messenger RNA. Its product is annotated as cytochrome P450 2D28-like. Gene Ontology annotation, biological process: xenobiotic metabolic process; arachidonate metabolic process. Gene Ontology annotation, molecular function: iron ion binding; heme binding; oxidoreductase activity, acting on paired donors, with incorporation or reduction of molecular oxygen, reduced flavin or flavoprotein as one donor, and incorporation of one atom of oxygen. The transcript is spliced from 9 exons. Lineage: Eukaryota; Metazoa; Chordata; Mammalia; Rodentia; Cricetidae. Bases 1 to 1503 code for a protein of 500 amino acids. The record is from RefSeq and is a predicted model, not a curated record. Gene Ontology annotation, cellular component: intracellular membrane-bounded organelle; cytoplasm.